AUGGAAGAAAGGCUUCUUUUGCCGAAAGAACCUGACAGUGCCGACCUGAAGAAUAGGGUUUGGGAUGAGUCCAAGAAGCUAUGGGCGAUUGCAUUUCCUGGAAUAGUGGCACGAGUGACUUCAUUUGGAAUGAUUGUUGUGACACAGUUAUUCAUAGGGCAUCUUGGCGAAUUGGAUCUUGCAGCAUUUGGCCUACAGCAGAGCAUUUUGCUACGAUUUGUAAAUGGCAUAUUGAUUGGGAUGUCAAGUGCGACUGAGACUUUAUGCGGGCAAGCGUAUGGAGCUGGACACUACCGCAUGAUGGGUAUUUACUUGCAGCGAUCAUGGAUCAUUGAUGGUGUAACUGCAACCAUCUUGCUUCCCCUCUUCAUUUUUGCAGCACCGAUAUUAAAACUAAUUGGCCAGCAGGAGGAUAUAGCAAUAGAAGCUGGAAAAAUCUCUCUUUGGUCAAUCCCUAUCCUCUAUUAUAUGGUCUUUUCUCUUACCAUUCAAAUGUACUUACAAGCACAACAGAAAAACCAGAUUGUCGCGUGGUUGUCUGCUAUCUCCUUUUCGGUUCAUGUGUUUUUGUCCUGGUUAUUCGUGGUCAAACUUGGUUUGGGACUUCCUGGUGCCAUGAGUGCAUUCAUUAUAUCCGGUUGGGCGCUGGUUAUUGCAGAGUUGGUGUACAUUUUUGGAGGUUGGUGCCCCAAUACAUGGUGUGGGUUUACUAAAGCUGCAUUUUCUGAUAUGUUGCCUUUAGCAAAGCUCUCAAUAUCCUCCGGAGUUAUGAUUUGCUUAGAAUUAUGGUACAAUUCUGUUCUUGUCCUGUUAGCUGGAUAUAUGAAGAACGCAACAGUUGCAUUAUCUGCUUUCUCCAUUUGCCUCAACAUCAAUGGAUGGCAAUUCAUGAUCUGCCUUGGGUUCUUAGGUUCUUCAUGUGUGCGCGUAUCAAAUGAAUUGGGAAGGGGCAAUGCCCAAGCUGCAAAAUUUGCUAUCAAGGUUGUCCUUGCUACUUCAGCAAUUAUAGGAAUUAUCUUCUGGAUUUUGUGCUUGGUCUUCAGUCGACAAAUGGCAUACUUGUUUACGAGUAAUGAGGAAAUAGCAGAAACUGUGUCAAGGCUACAUGUUUUGCUUGCAUUCUCAAUGUUGCUGAAUGGAAUUUAUCCAGUACUUUCAGGUGUAGCUGUAGGUGCCGGUGUGCAAAGUACGGUUGCAUAUAUCAACUUGGGAAGCUAUUAUGUGAUUGGGGUACCUAUAGGAAUUCUGCUUGGAUAUGUAGCACAUCUUCAGGUCACGGGUUUGUGGAUUGGAUUGUUGAGUGGAGUCGGAGUCCAAACACUUCUACUAUCCUACCUUACAUGGAGGACUAACUGGGAUGAGCAGGUAAACAAGGCAGCAGACCGUCUUGGUCAAUUUUUCAUUGAGCCUUCAAAGGAAUCUGAUGAGAGCUCUAAUCUUCCUUGA
This is a messenger RNA of Dovyalis caffra, 1446 nucleotides long. The record is from the annotation of a GenBank genome assembly. Lineage: Eukaryota; Viridiplantae; Streptophyta; Magnoliopsida; Malpighiales; Salicaceae.